This is a messenger RNA of Brachypodium distachyon (stiff brome), 854 nucleotides long. RefSeq lists its product as uncharacterized. The record is from RefSeq and is a predicted model, not a curated record. NCBI's taxonomy places the organism in Eukaryota, Viridiplantae, Streptophyta, Magnoliopsida, Poales, Poaceae. The coding region runs from base 98 to 589 and encodes 163 amino acids. The transcript has a single exon.
AACCAUAGUCCCCUAAACCCCAUCCCAAUCCAGUCUUCUCAUCCCCUCUCUCUCACUCACACAAAGUCACUCACUCACUAGACAGUAGACACCAGCAAUGGCGUUCUCCAAGCCCCUUCUCCUGCUGCUGCUGAUAGCGGCGGCGGCCAUGAGCGCGGCGGCGCAGGGCGGCAGCCAGGCGACCUGCAACGGGCACAAGGUGACAGUGCAGAAUCUCUGCGGGCAGGAGCUGAGGAUGGAGUCGAUCCAGCCGGUGGCGGACAGCAAGGUGCUGUUCAACCCCGGUUGGGUUCUCCCCAACAACCAGCACGCGGAGUUCCCCGUGUGCGCGUGGACGGGCCGGCUCAAGGCCGUUGGGGCCGUGGAGGUGGACAUCCACCUGGGCCACGACGACGGGGCCUACUACAAGGUGAGCACGGCCCAGUCCGGGACGCGCUGCCGCGUCUCCGUCACCCCGCACGGCAAGCUCGCCGGCACCUGCCCCACCGCCGGGUGCGCCGCCGGCGGGAAGUGCUUCCAGCACGAGUCACCCAAGGGCGACUGCCGCGGCGUCACCGAGAUCAAGAUCGUCUACUACGCUGCCGUCUAGUUCAUUAGUUAUGUUUAGCCAAGCCCAAGCUAGCUGCGCGGCAGUGUUUCAAUAAGUCAGUUAGAGGAGUACUCCCUCCGUAGUUUGCUACUAGCUCGAUGAGUUGGGCUAGCUGGUUGUUGUAAUCUGUCGUGUGGUGUUUGGUGUCGGAAUUGUUGCCGGAGCAGUACUAUUUGCUUGCCGUGAUGCGUGGCUACCUCGCUUUGGUUAUGGAUAGAGGAUGUUCGUCAGCUGUGCUACCAAUUAAUCGUUCGUGUUUGAUUCA